ACGUCGAACAGAUAUUUGUGAAGGGAAAAUUCUACGGUGCCAUUUGCUUCACCUAUAUCUGCAAUUUACACUGCCUUGUUCAACUGAUCGGGUUCCCCUUUGAAAAACUAUUGGCACUAGCUCUUUCCACGCACACUCCUGGGUCUGGGAUCAUUUGACACAAUUGGGUCUCCUUUACCAUCGCUAUUUGAUACUUUUCACAAUAUCCAGAUUCACUGUCACACUGGUUUACUAGCAAAGUCCAAAUAUCUGCCAUCUAGCCUAAUCGCGGCUGUUUCCUCCAGACUCAGAUAUCUGAAUCUACUUGCUUCUAUGUCCCUCAUUACACAUGCCUAUCGGUUUACGGCGAGACUAGCACCUCUUGCAGUGAGGCUACGCCGUCACAAGCGAAAUUUAGUUGCCAUCACUGCUGCGCUCACCAUAUUAUGUAUCUUCCAGGCGAGCUAUUCCCGAGCAACUACUCCUCCGGCGGCCCUUCAAGCAGCACAUGACCACUUCCGCAUACCCAGCGCCAUAGAAUACCCGGCAGAUGACCAGACCAUCAUAGAAGAUUCCUGUAACAAAUACUUUUCCUACGUAAGCCAGUUCGGCACCAUCAACACCGAUCCCCACCUGGACUACCGCUACAACCUGGCGGCGUUUGAUCGUCUGAAGUUUAUCAACGAUCGUUUCGCCGAGCUCAUCGACAAAUUCACCCACAAGAUCACGGCAGUUGUCAAGGAGGGCGAAGACCCCAAUCGCCACGAAAAAGAGCAGGAUGCCGUCAGCAAGCUUACGCGCCGCACAGAAAGGUUGUUGCGACAGCUCAUCGUCACGGAGUAUGACGCAGUUGCCCUGAAUAACGCCGCAAUCGAGGCGGAAACUGUCGAGCGCAUCCGCCGUAUUCGUCGCUUCAACCAGUGCUUUGUUCCCAAACAAGAUCUCCGGCUAGAUCUGUUCGACUGCGGUUAUCUCGAGCGGAAGUUGUUUCCGGUGCUCACGCGGCAAUGGCCGGUCUUCCAGCGUUGGGACGGUCAGCUUGUGGCAAACGGAAAUAUCCCGCACUUGGAAAAGGUUGGUUCAGGGCUAGAAAAUAACUAUAACAUAACCAUUUUCAAUGGCAAGAAUAAUGGCUGUUACAUGAAAGCCUUGCGGGACUCUUUUAAAGGCCGCGGUAUUGUCCUUUCUGCAUCUGACCUCCACAAGUCUGAACUCAUCGGUCUUAUAAAAGUCUUACGAAGCGUGGGAAACACAUUGCCAAUCCAAGUUAUGCAUCGAAACGACAUCACGAUGGAAACGCGGGUAGAGCUAAUUUCCUGGGCACGGCGGGAUGAGAUACCGUUGCCGGAGUCAUAUGCGGCGUUUGCCUCAUCUCAGGCCCUACCGCACGUUUUCCCCAAACAGGAGCUCUGGUUUGUGGACAUCUCCAUCGCUGUGACGCGCAGCCGCAGCUAUGACAUAAUUCUCCUGGGCUACGCCAACAAGCUCCUCGCUUACCUCUUUAGCAGCUUUUCAGAGACUAUUUUGAUGGACACUGACACCGUUCCGCUUGUCAACCCCGAGCUGUUUUUCUCCCAUUCUGUCUACCAAACUACCUCCACAUUGUUCUUCAAGGACCGUCAACUAGAGGAUAAGACCUCCGUCCAUACCAUCAACUUCUUCCGGACAACACUCAUUGAUGCGCUUGAGGGGGAAGACUACGAUAAGUUUCGGAUUCCACGGCUAACGGAAUAUACCCGUAAGAGCGGCUUGUUCGCCAACCGCGAGAGCCAUAUCAUGGAGUCGGGCGUCGUGGUGAUUGACCGCGUUAAGCAUUUCCACGGAGUCGUGAUGGCGUUGCAGUUGAUUCAGCUCGAACCGACAAAGAUGUUGAGUUGGGGUGAUAAAGAACUUUUCUGGUUGGGCCUAGCGGCAUCCGGCGAUGAAAGUUAUGGGUUUAACCACUUCCGAACGGCCGCUGUGGGCCAGUUUCAGCCGGCGUUGAUCACAGGUCGGGAUUCCAAUGGUGUGGAAAUGUCUUUCGGCGACGGCAGCACUGACAAAUUCGAUCCCGCACGGUUAGAUGAGUUCGCACCCCGUUUCGCUGCGAAACGCCGUGUUUGUCUGACGCACCCGGGACAUAUUAAUAGCGACGACGGAAAAACGCUCAUGUGGAUCAAUUCGGGGUUCAAGUAUUGCAAGUUGAAUCUGUGGGAGAUUGACGCGAAGAAACAGUUUUACUCCGGCUUGAGCGAGCCCGAGCUCCAGCAGUUGUACCGUGAGCCGUUCCGUAUCUCCGCAGCGAUCAUUCCACCGCUUGUCAGCGAACUCCAGGCCGGCGGUGUGGUAAACGCUAAAGGCGAGUACGAGUUCGAGCUUGCAGAGGCAAAAAUGGCAGAGGAGGUGCCUAAAAAGGAUGAGCCAGAGUCCAGAUUUGCAAAGUACGGGUUGCUUCGGGAGCGGCCAUGGAAACACAAUACGAAUGUCUGUCGUGGCUAUAUCUGGUGUGCGUACGAUGAGGUACACGGGGUGAGAGGUCAGGUGGUAGAAUUUGGGGUGAGGGCGCUCGCAAAGUUUAAGUUUUUGGGGGAUGUUUGGUUUAAUGAGUAUACAGAGGAGGAGCCACAACACUAGACGGUGUUACAAGCAUUAUUGUUCAUGAAUGUUAGUAAUCUAUAUGGUUGGUAAGUCUAUGUUCAUACAUGUAUAUGAGUUGUGAAGUGACUUCAGAAGAUUAAAGCCCUAGUUAUAUCCCAUAGUGUAACUUUCUCCAGGU
Babjeviella inositovora NRRL Y-12698 is the source of this 2734-nucleotide messenger RNA. Its product is annotated as alpha-mannosyltransferase. Bases 313 to 2592 code for a protein of 759 amino acids. Gene Ontology annotation, biological process: protein O-linked glycosylation. The transcript has a single exon. NCBI's taxonomy places the organism in Eukaryota, Fungi, Ascomycota, Pichiomycetes, Serinales. Gene Ontology annotation, cellular component: Golgi apparatus. Gene Ontology annotation, molecular function: alpha-1,3-mannosyltransferase activity. The record is from RefSeq and is a predicted model, not a curated record.